GCAAUCGUGGCAGGUACCGUAAUAAUUGCACACCCUCUGGCAGGCAAUGGAACGCUCGAGUAUGGUAAUCAGGUCCCGAAUGGGAUCUGCACCGCUUGACGCUGUCAGAACACUACAGGCCGGUUCCGUCCUCCAAACAUCGUGUGGUGCGCAGGCAACACCCCAAAACACUCACGCCGGCAGUCUACCUACCAUGGCGGGCCACUACCGUGCCGUGCUCCUGGUACUAACACUGUCACCGUGGGUGCUACAAAAGACCACCGGGCAAGAGGUGCAACCACCCCGGUCAAGUGUUGAUGAGAUAGUGGAAGAAUGCACGAGAAGGAACGUCCGGUCACUCUGCGAUCCUGAUGGCAUCUUAACCACUGAGGAGGAAGUAGAAAUACGAAGAUCACUGGAAGAUAUCGAGAGAACGAGCUUUGCUAGGAACAGUAGAAUCUGCGCAUCCACGGGGCAGAGACUGAACGCCACGGUGGUUGUUUUACCAGCCUUGCCCAAUCCCAGCACAUCUUCUGAAGACAAAGACCUCGUCAACACUCUGAUUCAGGCCCUGCUGCCGGAUAGAACGAUUUGCAACGUUGUGGCAAUUUUCCUCCUGAAAACUUCCAAGCUGUACUGGACGCAUGCGACCGGAUCCGGAAGUGACGUACCUCACAAGAUCCAUGGACGCACACUCAAGAUGGCGACCAGAAACGAAACGCAGUUGGAUACGAUCAAGCUGAACCUCUAUGACAUCGUCGACGCUACGCCAGAAGAACCGUAUUACCUUGCCCGUGGAGUUAUCUCUUUCGGCAAGCCGGCGGGAGGAGGUGGUGGUGGAGGGUUGGCCCCCUUAGGAUGGGGAGGGGACUGGACUAUCAUGCUCUACAUUGGCAUCGGUCUCAUCUCAACCAUCACCGUCCUCGCGCUGAUUGUCUGCUGUCUGCUGUACAGACGGAAGAAGCUGCUCAAGAAAUGGGAGGAGGCAGAAACCGACGCAGACUCCGCCGCAGUCAUGGUGAACAUUUCAGAACGGAAUAACGCGCAACCCAAACAGCAAACACCUUGACUCGUGCACCCCGGCCUCCUCUUGAAUACUGCAUAUGAAUCUGUUAUGCUAUGCUUCUCGUCCCUUAAGCUCAUUGGUCACGCAUCAUAGAAUGCAAAAAAAUAUUACAGUUUGUUGCUUUGAAUAUUACAUGGUGCUUACUAAAAUUCCCGGAAUACCAUAACAUUAGAUAAGGAAAGUAUCCGUAGUUGGUUGCUUAAAAUGUUACAUUCCGCUAGGUACAAUUGUAUGAAUACAAUAACGUUAAUCAAUGAACGUAUCCGUAGUUCGUUGCUUUAAAUAUCAGAAGAACAAUUCUAGGAACGUAUCCGUAGAAAGCUUAUGAAUAACUGUAUUUCAAUAUGCAUAUUUAUUAGCUUAUGAGUAACUGUAUUGCUGUGCAUGUUUAUUAUCAAGUAGAAUAAUGACAGUAUGUUAUAGAUCAUGGUCUAAAUAGAAUUCUAAUUGAUGUAAGUUGACGUUAAAUGGAAAUCGGGUGUUGUUUCGUUACGGGGUAAUGUUAAGGUAUGUUUGCAUUUGACAUGUUGGUAUAAUGUUUAAAAGGUUGUAACAAUUUAAACAGUCUGUCAAGAAUAUUAGUAAGCUAAGCAUAAUGUGAUUGCUCUUAUAUGGUAUUGCCCAAGAUAACUGUAAAUUUAACUUGCUUAAUCUAACAACAUUAGGAAUCUAAUUCACUUUCAAUGAAACCUUAUCUGUAUGUUCAUUAAGAUACCGUGUUAUCACUGAAAAACACAUGAUAGCAUCGUUAUUUUGAACAAACCAAGAACUUUUGUUGUUAUACGUUUAUGGCUGCAUACUAGUUAUGAUCUUAUUAGAUUAUUGACGUGAAGCAAAUAUGUACAAUGUAUGGUAUUUCACUGAUUGGAAACAGGGGGUAUAUUCUUGACAAAGUAUAUUUGGAAAGAAAGGGAGAAAAUUAAUAAAACAGAAA
Messenger RNA from Branchiostoma floridae (Florida lancelet), 1979 nucleotides. RefSeq lists its product as uncharacterized. The transcript is spliced from 4 exons. Lineage: Eukaryota; Metazoa; Chordata; Leptocardii; Amphioxiformes; Branchiostomatidae. The record is from RefSeq and is a predicted model, not a curated record. Gene Ontology annotation, cellular component: acetylcholine-gated channel complex. The coding region runs from base 47 to 1048 and encodes 333 amino acids.